Messenger RNA from Pseudophryne corroboree (corroboree frog), 4849 nucleotides. It is a transcript of the gene NUP155, whose product is annotated as nucleoporin 155. The record is from RefSeq and is a predicted model, not a curated record. Bases 87 to 4373 code for a protein of 1428 amino acids. The transcript is spliced from 34 exons. Gene Ontology annotation, molecular function: structural constituent of nuclear pore. Gene Ontology annotation, biological process: transcription-dependent tethering of RNA polymerase II gene DNA at nuclear periphery; protein import into nucleus; protein localization to nuclear inner membrane. Gene Ontology annotation, cellular component: nuclear pore; nuclear pore inner ring. Lineage: Eukaryota; Metazoa; Chordata; Amphibia; Anura; Myobatrachidae.
GGCUCUGGCGGAGGCCGUCCUCUCUGCAGUGGUUGCCAAUAGGCUGACAGCUGCCCGCCCCCCUGCCAUGUGCCGGACGUCGCGCAAUGAAACACCCCCUAGGCCGGUGUGCCACUUCCGCCGCCAGGUUUGCGCGGGUAGCGGAUUGUUUUGAACCCACGGGCUCCCGUCCCUGCCCAGCGCCCCCCGUACCGGACACCAUGCCCAGCGGAGCCCCCGGGGCCCCGGCCGCUGCCGCCAUGCAGGAAGCGCUGGAGGCAGCCGGGAGGACCAUAGACAGACUGCUGCAGGAUGAGCGCGCCUACCCCGACCUGUCCGACUUCCUCAACGUGGCCGCGCACAAUUGUCCUACUGUGUCAGGAAUGUCUGAGAUGGACUAUCCUCUGCAAGGACCUGGUCUGCUAUCGAUCCCCAACCUCCCGGAGCUCGGUGCUAUCCGCAGAGUGCCGCUUCCCCCAGAACUGGUCGAACAGUUUGGACAUAUGCAGUGUAACUGUAUGAUGGGUGUGUUUCCUGAUAUCAGUCGGGCUUGGCUGACUAUUGACAGUGACAUCUUUAUGUGGAAUUAUGAGGACGGAGGGGAUGUUGCUUAUUUUGAUGGACUCAGUGAAACUAUACUUUCAGUUGGACUUGUAAAGCCUAAGGAAGGUAUUUUCCAGCCUCACAUUCGUUAUCUGCUGGUUCUUGCUACGCCUGUUGAUAUCGUCAUUUUGGGAUUGAGUUUUGCCAGUUUACAAACAGGCAACCUCAAUGACAGCAUGUCUGCAGGAAUGCAACUACUUCCAGACCCACUGUAUUCUCUACCUACGGACAACACCUAUCUACUGACCAUAAUGUCCACAAAUAACGGGCGCAUCUUCCUGGCUGGAAAAGAUGGCUGCCUGUAUGAGGUGGCCUACCAAGCUGAAGCUGGUUGGUUCAGUCAACGUUGCAGAAAAAUCAACCAUUCAAAGAGCACCCUCUCUUUCCUUGUUCCUUCAGUGCUUCAGUUUACAUUCUCUGAGGAUGAUCCCAUAGUUCAGAUUGCUGUAGACAAUUCAAGGAACAUCUUGUAUACCCGGUCUGAGAAAGGAGUACUACAGGUGUAUGAUUUGGGACACGAUGGUGAUGGGAUGAGCAGGGUGGCAUCUGUGUCCCAGAACUCCAUUGUGUCAGCAGCUGGGAACAUUGCCAGAACAAUAGACCGUUCAGUAUUCAAGCCUAUUGUCCAGAUUGCUGUAAUAGAGAAGUCUGAAUCUGUCAACUGUCACCUACUUGCCGUUACACAUGCAGGUGUUCGGAUGUAUUUUAGUGUAGUUCCAUUCAGACAGCCCACAGCUCGGCCCAGCAUGCUGUCUUUGGUCCAUGUCCGCUUACCGCCAGGAUUCUCUGCCUCAUCCACAGUGGAAAAGCCAUCGAAAGUGCACAAAGCUCUUUAUAGUAGCGGUGUUUUGCUGAUGGCUGCUUCUGAAAACGAAGACCAUGAUAUAUUGUGGUGCAUCAACCAUGAUUCCUUCCCGUUUCACAAGCCGCUGAUGGAAAUGCAGGUGACUGUUCACGUUGACGGACAUUCCUGGGCUCUUUCUUCUAUUGAUGACGUGAAAGCUGAAAAGAUCAUCACUCCGUUAAACAAGGACUUCAUCCCGGUUACUGACUCCCCUGUUAUGUUUCAGCAGCACAUGGUUCCACCCAGGAAAUUUGUCCUGCUCUCUGCAAAGGGCAGCCAUAUUUUCCAUAAGCUCAGGCCAGUGGACCAGCUUCGUCACCUUCUUGUUACCAGUGCUGGGGGAGAUGGGGAGGAAAUAGAGCGCUUCUUCAAAUUACAUCAGGAGGAGCAGGCUUGUGCAACCUGCUUAAUACUUGCGUGCUCGUCUGCUGCAUCUGAUCGGGAGGUGUCUGCCUGGGCUACACGGGCAUUUUUCAGGUAUGGCGGGGAAGCUCAGAUGCGCAUCCAUUCUACACUCCCUGCACCCAGUAACGUGGGGCCUAUCUUUGGUUCUCCUAUGCCUAUUGGUUCGCCAAUGCCGAUGGGCAGCCCUGUACCAAAUCCUAGUUUCCUGGGUACACCCACAUACGGCAUCUACCCACCAAGUGUAUCUACUCCGGUGUAUUCCGUAGGGACUCCUGUACAGCAGUCUACUGCUCCUCUGCCUGGUUUACUAAGCCCAGAAAUUGUGUGUUCUGGCAAACACAACGGGAUUUGUAUCUAUUUUUCCCGUAUUAUCAACAAUAUCUGGGAUGGAAGCAUAGUUGUAGAAAGGACUUUCAAGAUUGGGAACAGAGACGUCACAGCGAGCGAUAACAGUGUCUCUCCUCAAGUUUUGGAAUCUGUUCUUCAAGAACUUAAAGGUUUGCUGGAAUUUCUGGAUAGAAACUCACAAUUUGCUGCAAGUUCUAUAGGAAAUCCCAGCUUUGGAACUCCGGUCAACAUUCCACAACGCCUUGUUGGCCUUGGACGUCACGAUAUGGGAGGUUCUCAGCAAGUCCAGCAAGAACUGCAGAGGAAAUACCACACCGAGGCUCAGCUAGUGGAGAAGAUCUCUCUUCAAGGGAUCCACCAGUUGGUUAGGAGGACGUGUGAGGCACUAGCGCUUUGGAAACUGCUCUGCGAACACCAGUUCAAUCAUAUAGUGUCCAAGCUUCAGAAGGAACUGCAGGAGCAGCUCAAAAUAACCACUUUUAAAGAUCUGGUGAUCAGAGACAAGGAGCUGACGGGUGCCCUUAUUGCUUCGCUGGUCAAUUGUUACAUCCUGGACAAUGCAACUGUGGAUGGAAUCAGUUCUCACCUGCAAGACGUGUGCCCGUCCUUGUACAGUGCUGACGAUGCCGUAUGCUCUAAGGCAAAUGAGCUUUUGCAAAGGUCCCGACAAGCACCGAGUAAAUCUGAUAAAGAGCGCAUGCUGAGAGAGUCAUUAAGGGAGUACCAGAAAAUUAGUCAACAGGUUGACCUGGCUAAUGUUUGUGCACAGUACAGACAAGUACGCUUCUAUGAAGGUGUAGUGGAACUCUGUCUAACCGCAGCUGAGAAGAAAGACCCUCAAGGCCUCGGACUGCACUUUUACAAGAAUGGGGAGCCAGAAGAGGAUUCUGCAGGUUUACAAGCAUUUCAAGAUAGGUUAAACAGCUACAAAUGCAUCACAGAUACACUUCAAGAGCUGGUGAACCAGAGUAAAGCUGCUCCCCAAUCCCCAAGUGUACCCAAAAAACCUGGCCCUCCUGUGUUGUCGUCAGACCCCAACAUGCUUAGUAAUGAAGAGGCCGGACUUCAUUUUGAACAAAUACUGCGACUGGCUCAGCGCUCCACAGAUGAACUCUUCAACAUAGCAUUGUUCAACUGGCUGAUACAAGUGGAUCUCACAGACAAACUGCUGGAGCUGAACUCCCUGUUCUUGGAGCCUCAUUUGGUUCGUAUGUCCAAGCUUGAGCAGAACACUGUGCGCUACAUGGAUUUGUUGUGGAGAUAUUACGAGAAGAACCGGAAUUUCAGCAGUGCUGCAAGAGUUGUGGCCAAGCUGGCAGACAAGCAGAGCACUGAUAUAUCUCUGAAACAGAGGAUUGAGUAUAUAUCUAGAGCCAUCUUAAGCGCUAAAAGCUCCUCUGGCAUGUCUACCCUUGCUGCUAACGGGGAGUUCUUACAUGAGCUGGAAGAAAAAAUGGAGGUUGCCAGGAUACAGCUGCAAAUCCAGGAAACGUUGAUCAGACGAUACUCCCAUCAUGCAUCAGUGCAAGAUGCUGUGGCACAGCUUGAUUCACAAUUAAUGGACAUCUCAAAGCUAUAUGGGGAGUUUGCGGAUCCAUUCAACCUUCCAGAGUGCAAGCUUGCUAUCGUUCACUGUGCUGGCCAUUCAGAUCCCAUCAUGGUGCAGAAUCUGUGGAAAGAAAUUAUUGAAAGAGAACUAAGUGACAGCAUAGCAAUGAAUAAAGCUGAUCGCAUGCAGUCGUUAAACCUAAAGAUGACCUCGCUUGGCAGGAUCUACGUCAGCACGCCUCGCUACUUCCCUCUAGAGUUUCUUGUACAGUACCUCGAACAACAAGUCUGCACCUUAAACUGGGAUAUAGGAUUUGUGACGCAAACUAUGCAGGAGAUUGAUGUGCCAGUUCCCAAGUUACUGGAAGUAUAUGACCACUUGUUUAAAGCAAGGGACCCGUACUGGAGUCGAGUCAAGAAACCUUUACAUCUGUUGGAAUGCAUUCAUAUUCUGCUGUCCGGAUAUGUGCAGGACCCCAGCAAAGUACCAAGCUAUGAAAGGCGGCGAUUUACCACACUCUGCCUGGAUGCAAUCUCUUGCUAUCUAGUGGAACUGCAGUCUAUGGACCCAACACCUGCCGUACAGUCACCCAUUGGAAACUUCAAAUCUUUACAAGCCAAAUUAGAAAGGUUACUAAGCUCCUGAGUUAGACGUUUGCCAGUUCUCCAUCCUCUACCAUGAACUAACAUCCGUGGCAGCCAAUAAACACUAAGAGCAGUACUUUUCAUUGGACGCCAAUGUGUGUGCCUCAUUUUUCUGUCCAAUCAGGAGUCCUGUUUCUCACCAACUGGUAUUAGUAACAACACUUUGGGAUUUGUAUGUGCCUGGAAUAAACUUUCAUUCUUCAAAUCUGAAUAUAUCAAUUAUAAUGCUAAAUUCCACCUGCGUACAAGGAUGGGUUACCAGGGACGGCAGAGAAAUGGGGUCUGCUGGUCACCGCGUGCAAACGGAGGCUCUGUAAAGGCUUCAGCCGUGUUCCUGCUGCUAGACCCCGAGCACCCAUGGUUUAUAUAUGUAUGAUAAUCUGCAUAAAAUUGUCUCUGAUCAAUGCACAUCACUGUAUUGUUCACGUUGAUUCUUUUUUGGGUGAUUUUUCAAUUCUAUAAAUAAUUUUUACGAAA